Balaenoptera acutorostrata (minke whale) is the source of this 8008-nucleotide messenger RNA. It is a transcript of the gene MAPKBP1, whose product is annotated as mitogen-activated protein kinase binding protein 1. The record is from RefSeq and is a predicted model, not a curated record. Gene Ontology annotation, molecular function: protein binding. Lineage: Eukaryota; Metazoa; Chordata; Mammalia; Artiodactyla; Balaenopteridae. Bases 1279 to 5811 code for a protein of 1510 amino acids. The transcript is spliced from 32 exons.
UCAUCUCCCCCAGGGGUUCCAAGGAUCUGUUUGGGUCAGAUGAGAGAUGUAUCAGUGCACUAUUUCUCUGGAGCCCAAGAGUUUUGGCAUAGGUUAACCUUUUUGUAAGGUAAUUUCUCUAGAUAGCAAUGAGGCAGAAAGGCUCCUAGAAAAUAAACUUAGGCUGAAACACGUAUGAAAUAAUAUGUAAAGGUAUUUCUGUGCACGCUCUGUCAUCCCCCACACCCCGCCCAUGAGCUAGAAAAACUAUACCACGGAAUCUAGUGACAGCAAGCUUGGCAGUGAUCUCGCCAAAGUAGCUGUACUAGGGAAAAGGUUUCACGAGUAAAUUUUGACAGGAACAUGGAAAAUAUCUGGAGCAACAAAGUCCUGGUUAACUGUGGAUGAGAACACAAUGGAACAUUGGAGGCUAAGGAAUCCAUGAAACAGAUCCAUAGGCACAUUGACCUGACACCCCGCCUCCCUUCCCGCCUAAGCUCCCUCCCCUUUCUUCCAUCACGGCCAAUCAGGUUGCCUAGUUCAAUACACUUCUCAGCGAUCUAGAGUUACUCAGGAGAGUCAUUUCCACGUAGGUCAACGCGCCGGACGGGCGGCGAGCAGAAACUUAUAUCCGUUUUAAAUCCCAGCGCUUGGGAACAGACCUUAUGGCUGUACCCCAGUCUUGUAAUUCUGAGCUAGGAGUUAGUUUCAGCUCUGGUCCUUCGGGUCUAUCAAAUGCCAACCGUAGCACCCUGGGGGCGUGGUUACCGUUUUGUUGGGGCUCUGGGAAGUGCACUUAUCUGGGGGACCGGGCCUGAUGAUACCAUAAAAGGCUUGGUUUUCUCAGUUCUGAAGCCGUGUUCUGCCGACCUUCCUCUAGGAACCGUACUCGCGACUGCCUUGUGCGGAAUCCUUGCUUCGCAAGUCCCCUGUCCUCUACUUCCUAGACCCUUUCAUUGGCUCCGCCCCUAUGGGCAGUACUCGUCCACUCUGGGAACGCCCUCCUGCGUAGAGACCGCUCCCCCUCGCCUCCGCUCCUCCUACCCAGCUCGUAGCUGAGCCCAGGCGGUAGUUCGCGUUUUGAGCCGCUCGUGCCACCAUAGCUGUGCUGCUGCUGCCGCCGCGGAGCUGAAAUCGCUGAGCGCGAUGCCUGAGGGUGCUGCGAGCCGGGCGGCCCGCGCGGCACGGGGCUGGUCAGUGAGAGGGCAUACUGGAAGGCCCUGUGGAGUGGGAAAGCAGUGCCGCUGUUGAGACAAGUCCUAAGAUUGCGCCAGGAAGUGUCCCGGGGGGCUCCUCAUCAUGAUGGCUGUGGAAGGGUCAACCAUUACCAGCCGGAUCAAGAACCUUCUGCGAUCCCCAUCCAUCAAAUUACGCAGGAGUAAGGCAGGAAACCGGCGAGAGGACCUCAGCUCCAAGGUGACCUUGGAGAAGGUGCUUGGAAUAACAGUGUCUGGAGGCAGAGGACUUGCCUGUGACCCCCGAUCGGGUUUAGUUGCCUACCCAGCUGGGUGUGUGGUCGUGCUGUUCAAUCCCCGGAAACACAAACAGCACCACAUCCUCAACAGUUCCAGGAAGACCAUCACUGCCCUUGCCUUCUCCCCUGAUGGCAAGUACUUGGUCACUGGAGAGAGCGGGCACAUGCCUGCCGUGCGGGUUUGGGACGUGGCCGAGCAUAGCCAGGUGGCGGAGCUGCAGGAGCAUAAGUAUGGUGUGGCUUGUGUGGCCUUCUCCCCUAGUGCCAAGUACAUUGUCUCUGUGGGCUACCAGCAUGACAUGAUCGUCAACGUCUGGGCCUGGAAGAAAAACGUUGUGGUAGCCUCCAAUAAGGUGUCCAGUCGGGUCACCGCCGUGUCCUUCUCUGAAGAUUGUAGCUACUUCGUCACUGCUGGCAACCGGCACAUCAAAUUCUGGUACCUUGAUGACAGUAAGACCUCAAAGGUGAAUGCCACCGUGCCCCUGCUGGGCCGCUCCGGGCUGCUGGGGGAGCUGCGGAACAACCUGUUCACCGACGUGGCCUGUGGCCGAGGCAGGAAGGCGGACAGCACCUUCUGCAUCACGUCCUCAGGGCUGCUGUGCGAGUUCAGUGAUCGGAGGCUCUUGGAUAAGUGGGUGGAGCUGAGAAACACAGACAGCUUCACAACCACCGUGGCCCACUGCAUCUCUGUGAGCCAGGACUACAUCUUCUGCGGCUGCGCUGAUGGCACCGUGCGCCUCUUCAACCCCUCUAACCUGCACUUCCUCAGCACCCUGCCCCGGCCCCACGCCCUGGGGACAGACAUUGCCAGUGUCACAGAGGCCAGUCGCCUCUUCUCUGGAGUGGCGAAUGCCAGGUAUCCAGACACCAUUGCCUUGACCUUUGAUCCUACUAAUCAGUGGCUGUCUUGUGUAUACAACGACCACAGCAUUUAUGUUUGGGACGUGAGGGACCCCAAGAAAGUGGGCAAGGUGUACUCGGCUCUGUAUCAUUCCUCCUGCGUCUGGAGUGUGGAGGUCUACCCGGAAGUGAAGGACAGUAACCAGGCCUGCCUGCCCCCCAGUUCCUUUAUCACCUGUUCCUCUGACAACACUAUCCGCCUGUGGAACACAGAGAGCUCUGGGGUGCAUGGCUCCACCCUGCACCGAAACAUCCUCAGCAAUGACCUCAUUAAGAUCAUCUAUGUGGAUGGGAACACUCAGGCCUUGCUGGACACUGAGCUGCCCGGGGGAGACAAAGCUGAUGGGUCCCUGGUGGAUCCCCGAGUGGGCAUUCGCUCUGUGUGUAUCAGCCCCAACGGACAGCAUCUCGCUUCAGGGGACCGUGUGGGCACACUCAGGGUGCACGAACUACAGUCCCUAAAUGAGAUGCUGAAGGUGGAGGCCCAUGACUCAGAAAUUCUAUGCCUGGAGUACUCUAAGCCGGACACAGGUCUGAAGCUCCUCGCGUCAGCGAGCCGGGACCGGCUGAUCCACGUGUUGGAUGCUGGACGGGAGUACAGCCUACAGCAGACGUUGGACGAGCACUCAUCCUCCAUCACAGCUGUCAAGUUUGCAGCCAGCGAUGGGCAAGUCCGCAUGAUAAGCUGUGGAGCAGACAAGAGCAUCUACUUCCGCACUGCACAGAAGUCUGGAGAUGGAGUACAGUUUACACGGACACACCACGUGGUACGGAAGACAACCCUCUACGACAUGGAUGUGGAGCCCAGCUGGAAGUACACAGCCAUCGGCUGCCAGGAUCGAAAUAUUCGGAUCUUUAACAUCAGCAGCGGGAAGCAGAAGAAGCUGUAUAAAGGGUCGCAGGGUGAGGAUGGCACUCUGAUUAAGGUGCAGACAGACCCCUCAGGGAUCUACAUUGCUACCAGCUGUUCCGACAAGAACCUUUCCAUUUUUGACUUCUCCUCAGGCGAGUGUGUGGCUACCAUGUUUGGCCACUCAGAGAUUGUCACUGGCAUGAAAUUUAGUAACGACUGCAAACAUCUCAUCUCCGUGUCAGGGGACAGCUGCAUAUUUGUGUGGCGCCUGAGCUCUGAGAUGACCAUCAGCAUGAGGCAGCGUCUGGCCGAGCUGCGCCAGCAUCAGCGCGGGGGCAAGCAGCAAGGACCAUCCUCUCCCCAAAGGGCUGCUGGACCCAACCGGCACGAGGCCCCAUCGAUGCUAUCUCCUGGACUAGCUCUCUCAUCAGACAGUGACAAGGAGGGAGAAGACGAGGGCACUGAAGAAGAAGAACUUCCAGCUCUGCCCGUCCUUGCCAAGGGUACCAAGAAAGAGCCAGCCUCGGUGCCCAGCACGGCCCUGCCCCGAAGCCUGUCCCACUGGGAGAUGAGUCGGGCACAGGAGACAGAGGAAUUCCUGGAUCCAGCUCCUGCAGCCAACCAAGGACCCAGAAGAAGGGGGCGCUGGGCUCAGCCAGGCGUGGAGCUGAGUGUCCGCUCCAUGCUGGACCUGCGGCAGCUGGAGACGCUGGCCCCAAGUCCUCGGGGCCCUAGCCAGGACUCUCUGGCUGUGAGCCCUUCAGGUCCUGGGAAGCAUGGUCAGCAGGCCCCUGAGACCUCACAUGCUAGCCAGAAUGAAAAGCGCCCCCGGCCUCAGGCUUCCCAACCCUGUUCCUGCCCCCACAUUAUCCGAUUGUUGUCCCAAGAUGAAGGGGUCUUUGCCCAAGAACUGGAGCCUGCACCCAUCGAAGACGGUAUUGUCUACCCAGAGCCGAGUGACAGCCCCACCCUGGAUACCAGUGAGUUCCAGGUGCAGGCACCAGCCCGAGGGACCCUGGGAAGAGUGUACGCCGGCAGCGGGGGCUCAGAGAAGCACAGCCCUGACAGUGCCUGCUCCGUGGACUUCAGCAGCAGUCGCCUUUCCAGCCCUGAGCAUCCCAAUGAAGACUCCGAGAGCACGGAGCCCCUGAGUGUGGAUGGCAUUUCCUCAGACCUUGAAGAGCCAGUCGAGGGUGAUGAGGAAGAGGAGGAAGAGGAGGGAGGCACUGGCCCCUACGGGGUGCAGGAAGGCAGCCCCCAUACCCCGGACCAGGAGCAGUUUCUAAAACAGCACUUUGAGACUCUGGCCAAUGGGGCUGCUCCAGGGGGCCCAGUCCGGGUACCAGAGCGGACAGAGUCUCGGAGUAUCUCCUCACGAUUCCUGUUGCAAGUGCAGAGCCCCGCACUCAGGGAACCAUCCCCAUCUUCCUCAAGCCUGGCAAUGACAUCGAGGCCAGCCCAGGUGCCGCAGGCUUCUGGCGAGCAGCUGAGAGGCAAUGGUGCCAAUCCUCCAGGAGCACCCCCGGAGGCGGGGCCUUCCCUUGGGAACCCUGGCCCCCAGCAGGCAGCCCCUGUGCUGUUGCCACGACGCCGUCUCAACCCGGACAGUAGCUGGGCCCCCAAGAGAGUGGCCACAGCCAGCGCCUCAGGUGGACUCCAGAAAGCCCAGUCGGUGCAGAGUCUGGUGCCACAGGAUGAGGCCCCUCCACCAGGCCCGUUGCUCUUACAGGAGAUGGAGGCCCAGGGGCGCCUGUGCUCCCUGCCCCAAGCUGACAGCCGUCUGUCUCAGCCCCACUCCUACCAGAACCCCACCACCAGUUCCAUGGCCAAGAUAGCCCGCAGCAUCUCUGUUGGGGAGAACCUGGGCCUGGCUGCCGAACCUCAAGCUCCUGCCCCCAUCCGAGUCUCGCCACUCAGCAAGCUGGCCCUGCCCAGCCGGGCUCACCUGGUCCUGGAUAUCCCAAAGCCACUGCCUGAUCGUCCUACCCUGGCCACAUUCUCACCUGCUACCAAGGGCCGGGCCCCUGGUGAGGCAGAACAGCCUGGCCCCUCAGCGGGCCUAGCAAAGGCUCACAGUACAUCUGAGAGGCGGGCCUGCUUGGGGGAGGGUGCCACUCCCAAGCCUAGGACCGAGGGCCAGGCUCAGCCUGGGCCCAACAGUCCCCGUGCCCAGCAGCUGCCGGUCAGCAGCCUCCUCCGAGGCCCUGAGAACCUGCAGUCCCCAGCCCCUGAGAAGACUCCCAGCCCUGUGGAACGCACCAGGCCGGGGGCAGCCCGGAGCCGGGACUCAGAACCAGCCGUGAGCCUGGAGCAGUGCGAACAGCUUGUGGCAGAGCUCCAGGGCAGUGUGCGCCAGGCCGUGCAGCUCUACCACUUGGUGGCCAGCUGCAAGACACCCUCAGCAGAACAAAGUCGCAUCACCCAGCUCCUCAGAAACACCUUCUCCUCCGUGCGGCAGGAGCUAGAGGCCCUGGCCGGGGCUGUGUUGUCCAGCCCAGGCGGGAGCCCUGGGGCCGCGGGCGCCGAGCAGACACAGGCCCUGCUGGAGCAAUACUCAGAGCUGCUGCUUCGAGCCGUGGAGCGGCGCAUGGAACGCAGACUCUGAGUUCCAGAAGCCUGUCCCAAGUGAAUGCUCCCCCGAUUCCAAACUGCAGCCCCUCCUCCACUCACCAAAACCUGUGGGGUUGCUUGGAGUGGAUAGCAGGGAUCAGUGCUCAGAGGGGAAGCAGCUUUCCCAGCUGUUCCUCAUGGGGUCCCUGUAUUUAUUAAUUUAUUUCCCUGACUGUUGCCUCACUUUCUUGGAACUCCUGCCUCCACAGCCCCUCCAGUGGCUCACGCAGGAGUAGGUCUUGGGCCUUCGUCAUCUUGGUGCUGUGAGGAGUAGGAGGGCAGCCUGCCCCAUCUGGGGGAAAUCGGGAAAGGCUGGCCCUCUCUUCUUAGAAGCCAUUUGAAAUUACUGCAGGGAUCAGCUCCCUGGGGUGGAGCACACACAGGGUAUUCAGUGGGGUAGAGGUGAGAGGUGAUCUGGUAUCCAUGCCCUUUAGCCAACAACGGAGGCUCACCUCUACCUCCACUUCCCCCCCUCCCCAUACCAGCUGCACUCCCCUGGCUGCCAGAGCAGGGGUUGUUUUCCCCACUUGCUGGCAGUUCAGAAAGGCAGAGCCCUCUGGCCCUUUGGAGCACUCCCAGCCAUCAGGAGGCUUGAGUUGAUAUCAAGGCCCGAGCCGCCACAUUCCACUCCCGUUCCCCCUCCAAGAGGGCCCUAGCAUUGUCUCUUCCUGUGCCGCCUCUCUCCUGGCCGGAACUGUGGAGCCAGCUGUGGGACAUUGCUGCAGGACAGUAAAGCCCUCUGCUGGGCAAACAUGAAGCCCUGGCCUCCUUCCCUCAGCCCCUUGGCCUUCCCUGUCCUCCAGCCCUGGUCCCCAGUAGGCUCCUGGAGCCGAGGCCACCUUCUCCCUGCAUCCUGAGUGAUGCUCAGUCAGAAGCCUGUGUUGGAACUUCCCUCAUAGUUUACAGGGCGCUGGCCCACCUUCUAAGAACCUUGGCCACAGGUGAAAUCUAAAUACACACACACACCCACACACACACACACCCACAAGUUGAGUGUUCAUUGCUAGAGCACUUGCCUGGCUGAUGUGUACCUGCUUUCCUCUCACGUCCCGCCCUAGCUUCACCAACUUGGCUCUUAUCAAAGAACAUGAAAAGGGAAGGAACACACUAAGCCUGAAAUCUGGAUUCCUACUGUCCACAGCCUAGCUGAUGUGAGAUGGCCCAGAGUAUCUGGUUUGGGUAGAAGGAGCCUCCUCAAAGGCAGUGCUGGGCACCCAGGGGUACUGGGUACUGGAGGUUGAAGAGAGGGAGGCACAUGGGACUGCAGCAGGGGCUAAGAGACACACUGGAAAGGUGGUAGGUGGGACAGGUAAGUGGCAGAGGUCAGGGGAUAGAUUAGAAUUAGAAGGGCAGUUUUAGGGGUGAGGGGAAGGAGCUAGGGCACAGUGGGCAAGUAGAGUAGGACCAGGUAGUGAAGCACUUGUUGAAGAGUUGAGGUGAAGAACAUGUGUCUCUAGGCCCUACUGCUUCCUCUGCCUCAGGUAAGUCAGGGCACCACAGCUCCAGGCCACAAAAGUCCAUUUCCCUAUGGGCUCCGCUGGCUCUAUAGGCGGAGGCAUAGCAAGAAAUUAGAUUCUGAGGGGUGCGCAGCUCUGUUUGCAUCAGCGGCCUGAACAGGUGAAACCUAUUUCACCCUCACUCUUUUCUACUACCACCACCUGCUUGGCCAACGUGCAAAGAAAUCCUGGCCCAAGAACUCUCACAGCUGAGAGUGGAGCCUGGGAGGGCUGCAGCUGCCCUCGUCAGAGUUAGAAAUCCACUCCCACCGUACCCCUAACCCGCACACCAGCCGCAGUCCACCGCAAAUGGGGUUCAGGCCUGGCCCUCUGGGCUGGGUUCUUGGCCAUCCUUAGCCAGUCUGUCCUUCACGAGGAAGGAGCUACACUGCUGCCAAGGUUUGUGAGAAGGUGGCCGCCCUUCCCCUACCCCCAGCCCAGCGUGGCGUGGGGUGGGGGUGGGGGGGUCUCGUGGCCGGCGCCCGUCCCCUUCUGCAUGUCUGAGGCCACCGGCGACUGCCGACCCCGUUCAGAUCUGCCCUGACCCAGUUUUGAAAGCCCCUUAUUUAUAACUUUUAUACUUUGUCCAGGCCAUGGCGCUUCCCUCCUCCCCAGGUCUCACAGGGCAGAGGCUGUUUUUAACAUGUCCGUUUGUACUGAUGUAUGAACUCGUCAAUAAACACAAUCAUUUGCUAA